Messenger RNA from Bradysia coprophila, 4581 nucleotides. RefSeq names its product VWFA and cache domain-containing protein CG16868. NCBI's taxonomy places the organism in Eukaryota, Metazoa, Arthropoda, Insecta, Diptera, Sciaridae. Gene Ontology annotation, cellular component: voltage-gated calcium channel complex. Gene Ontology annotation, molecular function: voltage-gated calcium channel activity. The record is from RefSeq and is a predicted model, not a curated record.
ACCUCAUCUCUAUACCGCUCACACACAGAUACACAAAAAACCAAUCUCUGCAAAAAAAAAUCUAACUAAAAAUUUCAAUUUGUUGCAAGAAAUCACUCAAAGUCCAAUAAAUAGUUAAAUUAAAUGUGCCAAAAACAAAAUUCCACAAAGUGCUAACGUGAUUAUUCAAUAAAAGACUGUUGGCAGAUAAAUAAAUCUGUGCAAGUGCAGCACUCAUAAAUCAGAACCAGAAAAAAACAAAUCGUAAAAAUGGUUGAAGACAACAAGAACUUUUUUUUUUAUUUGAAAUACCAACACCAUGGUCAUGUUAGACAAAUCAACAAAAAUAUCAUGGAAUAGUGGUGAUGUGUGUGGUUUAGAGCGAACAUUAAUUCUAUAAACAUUUUACUAUUUUCGUUGGUUUUUCUGUGCGAAAUUACACGAUGAAACGUAAUCUGAAUAUUCCUUUAAAAUCACAUUAUGCUGGAAAACGCAGUCGAUGUAGCGGUGAAUAAACGUCUACUUUAAAUUAUAUUAUUGUACUGAACGAAAUGUACGGGUCGAAAAUGAUUAUCAGACUGCAGUAUUGGCAUAGCAGUAUUAUUAUUAUUUUGUACAUUGUGCAACACAUUGCAGCUACAAAUAAUGUAUUCAAUAGUUUUGUUCCUAUAUACCUGAGUGAAAACAGUAAAUCUAAUAGUAGUCAUAGUCUUUAUGUUAAUGCAUCUGCAAUAUCAGCAGAUUUAUCCAGUAGCUAUAAUCAGUCUAGCAGCUUAAUUUUUAAGAAACCCAAAGUGCCUUCACAAUCGAAUGAUGCUUCGUUUCACAAUAUACUUGAUCUGACGGGUAAUUUGGAGAAGAGAUUGAAAAGCAUCAGAAACAAUGAACUGGACAUACCGAUCAUCCAGGAAAUGUUUGAUACAAUGGAAUUCAGUCCGAUUGUACGUAAUGACACCAAGGCUGCAUCCGAUAUGGCCAAUAGAAUUACGCACAAAUUGAACAAAGCCAUACGAAUUCUGAAUCAGACGAAAGAAUUCAUCGACACCAAUACGGACGGACUGGGCGAGAAAAUCAUUUUGCACACAAUCGUCCAUCCGUGCCCGUAUGACGAGCAGAGUUUGCAGUAUGACAAGAGUCAGAUUGAAAUCAAAAACUAUCUGAAAAAUGUGGGAAAUUUUGCCGAUCAGGACGAUCUCAAUUUUACAAUCAAUUCGGAAUUGUUGGAAAAAAUGCGACAGUACAACGGAAAUGUGGAGAAUUUUAAACAAAUUUAUUUCAUCUCGAAAAACGAUUAUGUCAGCGAAUACAAUUGCCAUUUUCACAGUGCCAACAUUCACUUGCGAUACAUAUUUGCAUCAGCCAUCAGAAACAAGCAUUUAGUUCUGUUGAUUGAUCAUGGUAGUUCCCUGAAAGCGGAUCAACUGGAUCUCACAAAAGCAUUUGCAACAAACAUAGUGAAUAUGUUAACUGAAACCGAUCGGAUCAGUAUUAUAGCCAUCUCCGACAAAUCUUCCCGAUUCAUCGACACGAACGAUGAGUCUCAAGUAGCCAAAAUGUACACAGCCUCCAUAGAUAAUAAAGUGCAAAUAUUUAAAUUUAUUGACAAUUUGAAUCGAUCGAAAGAGAUCACCAAUCAUACACUGGGCUUCCAGUAUUCGUUUAGUUUGCUUAGAGAAAUUUAUGAAAAUUCGGAUGAUCACUUUAACAAGAAUGUACCUGUAUUCAUGGUCUAUAUCAGCCGGGGACUAUUGUCGCCGCUGAACGAGGCCAGAGCUGUGUUGGAAGCGAUUUCUCAGGGUCAGAGACUACUCAAGUAUCCGGUUUUGAUCAACACAUGUGCCAUAGUAUUAGAUGAGAAACGUGUCAUGUACGAGAAACAAUUUUUAAACGAUGUGGCCCGACAAAAUUACACAAAGUACAAUAUUGAUGUCAGCGAUUGGAUACAUAAAAUCGACUACGAUUUGAUGGGUUCAAUGUUUACGGUGAAUAAACGUUAUCCGGAUGAUGUUGUGAAAAAUGGUGCGGCUGUUUUCAGUAAAUGGUUUAGAAGACCAUAUCUCGAGAAAAAGAUGAUUGCCCAUCUGCCGAUUGCCAUAGAGCCAAACCUGAAGGAUAUGAUUGUUCCUCUGACAAAAACUUAUUCGGAUGUUGGAAUCGUUGGAAUUGAUUUGUAUUUAAGCGAUUUAGUCGAGGACGUCGUCAGUUACAACAAAUACGAAGAUUCCUAUGCAUUCAUCAUUGAUAUCAAUGGAUUUACCAUCAUGCAUCCGUCGUUUCCGCGACCCACAUCAAUUCUAUCGAAUAUCUAUUCCAUCGAUAUUCGACAUUUGGAACAAAUUGCCGAUUUUCGAUCGGUUUACGAAAAAAUGCUAUCGCUUCGACACGGUAGUGAGACAGUGAGUGGAAAUGUGGAUGGUGUUAAGACAACAAUCAGCUACACGUGGCACAGAGCGUCUGAGUUUUACAUUGUUUGUGUGGCUUCUUAUCGCAAUGUUACCGUUAAAAUACCGCUACACAUCAGCCAUUUAGGAAUUGACUACUACCAGAACAGCGACAAUGUGUUGGUCAUUGACAAUUUAAUUCCGGAACUAGUUUAUCAUCGUUUAGACUUAAUGCCUGUGCAGACUACACUGUGUCGACAUUUCAAGCAAAUAGCUACCAUGGAUAGCGUAACAUUGUUCCUGAGCCCAUCGUCUUUCACAUCACCAUAUGUCUACCUGAAAAAUAAUCGCGAUGCAAGCCUAGAAACCCGCACGCACAACGCCAAAAGCAUAAUGGCAUACAUCAAGGACACCACAAAUUUACUGGCGAAUCCAGGACUGUUACCUCAAAUACGGAACGAUGUUACAGCCGUCUUUCAUGCCAUGUCGAUCCUCAAGAAGCGGCACACCGAAAGCGGUGAAUUCCGGAAAUAUAUCAUCCGUCGCUAUGUUGCCAGCAUGAACGGUGUCGUGCAAGUGUAUCCCGGCUGCUUGUUGAAUUACGAUUUCGAGACACUGCGCCGUCCAUGGUUCAUGAAAGCAGUUGAGUGGCCGGGAAAAAUCGUCUUGACCGAACCGUAUCUUGACGCUGCCGGUGGCGGAUAUAUUAUAACAAUGGCCCAUACCAUACUAGAAGGAAAAUCGAAUGCUUUGCACAAUCCUAGCGAUUCAGUUGUGGCAGUAGUUGCAGUUGAUAUGACAUUGGGGUUCUUUUACAAACUGCUGCUGCAGUCAGCAAGUUUUUGUUCGGAUGAAAAUGUGAAAUGUUUUAUGAUUGAGGACAAGGGUUUCCUACUGUCACAUCCAAGCAUUUUGGAACCGUACACGUUGAACGGUAAAAGUACCCGCCGACCAUUAGAACAUAUAACGCACAAGGAAUCGUACAUGGCCAAUGACAUCUUGUACCACAAAAAUCUCGUACAGAAGAAACUGUGCACCAAUUUUCUGAAUCGCACCAACCAACGUUACUUCCAAUUCAAUGUAUCAUUGGGCGAGAUUUUGACGAACCGAGUGCAUGGCGAACGAACAAAGUAUCAAAUAACUUCGAUUCCCGGCACAAACUUAUUCAUCAGCCUCUUGAAUUCAACGAACGAUAGCGGAACAUCAUCGGCCUUCUGUCCGUGCAGUACGUUGGACCGCAUAUGCUUGAAUUGCAACCGAAUGGAAUUGACAAACUGCGAGUGUCCAUGUGAAUGUCCGCUGGUGUAUUCGUUGAUGUCCUACUCGAAUGCCACUUACAAUCCGCCGGAUAUUUGUCACAUGCAAUCCGAAUCGUCAACGGUGGAAUUUUCAAUGUCACAGGAUUUGAUCGAAAUGGAUUUGAAGGCAUGUGUGUCGGUCAAUUGUGAGUCGUAUUUGACGCAGAUGGACUGUUUGGGGCUAAUGGGCUGUGAGUGGUGUAUGGUUGAUAUGGACGGUGAAGCAUUUACACCGUUUUGCACGCAGCAAUCGUCAUGCUUCAAUGGUGUAUUGGGCUCAAUGACUCCGUACGGCGAUGGCGAUUUAGGAGUUCCCAUUGUCGAUCCUAUAGUACCACCAUACUCAACUAUCGGGCCUGUAACUGGGUCCAUUAUUGUGUUAUGUUUGGUGAUCGGUUUUGCCAUGUACUGCUAUCGUCAGAAUUUAGACUCAGUCAACGAACAGCUUUACGCCAACUCAAUUCCUGAAAACAAUUACGGAAUGCCAUUGUCUCGCUUGGAUUACGAUGACAUCAGUCCACACGAGGACGGAGAUUUGGGCGGCAACAGCCUCAAUCGCAAUUUACUGCGACCGUUGACCGUGCCAGACAUUUCACCGUAUCGCAUGAAUGCCGGCGUAUACCGACCGCCGAACGUUGAAUCCGAUCACGGCUACUCUACAAUGACACCGCGCGAAGACUCCGAACACCUAUGCUUUACACUGGCGGAACCGUUGAUAAACAACAAACGUAUUUCCAUGUCCGACUCGGCAUCGGUAAAUACGUCCGUGUCCAGCCCGACGAAUCAAAAUUAUUUUAUAGCAAUCGAUAAGCCCAAAAUGCCAAUGCAAGAAAGUACAAUAUUGAUGACACCUUCGCCGCACCAUAUACAAGCAUCCGUUACGGUACAUCAUCCGAUGGAAGCGGUGUGAAGAGAGAGAGAGA